AUGAGGAAAUUUGAGUUUUUCUUACUUUGUAUUUCACUAUUGAUUGUGUUUUCGUCAUUUUCUGUUUCUUAUGGUCAUGGCCAGGUUUCUGGUUCUGGUUCUGGUUCUGGGCAGGUAAGUUUUGAAACUUCUUUUCAAGGUAAACAUAGUGCUUCUAUGUCUGCAAGCAAGCAAGGUUCUGCAAGCCAACAAGGUUCUGCAGGCCAACAAGGUUCUUCAAGCGAACAAAGUUCUUCAGGCCAAAGUUCUUCAAGCCAACAAAGUGCUUCAGGCCAACAAAGUUCUUCAAGCCAACAGAGUUCUUCUGGCCAACAGAGUUCUUCAAGCCAGAGUUCUUCAGGCCAACAGAGUUCCUCAGGCCAACAGAGUUCUUCUGGCCAAAGUUCUUCAGGCCAAGACAAAAAAGAAAGUACUGCUGCUACUGGCCAACAAAAUUUGUCAGGCCAAAGUUCUUCAGGCCAACAAAGUUCUUCAGGCCAAGACAAAAAGGAAAGUACUGCUGCAGCUGCUGGCCAACAAAGUUCAUCAGACCAAAGUUCUUCAAGCCAACAAAAUUCUUCAGGCCAAGACAAAAAGGAAAGUACUGCUGCAGCUGCUGGCCAACAAAGUUCAUCAGACCAAAGUUCUUCAAGCCAAGACAAAAAGGAAAGUACUGCUGCAGCUGCUGGCCAACAAAGUUCAUCAGACCAAAGCCAACAGAGUUCUUCAGGUCAAGACAAAAAGGAAAGUACUGCUACUGCUGGCCAACAAAGUUCGUCAGGCCAAGACAAAAAGGAAAGUGCUGCUGCUAGCCAACAAAGUUCGUCAGGCCAAAGUUCUUCAAGCCAACAAAGUUCUUCAGGCCAAGACAAAAAGGAAAGUACUAUUGCUGGCGAACAAAGUUCUUCAGGCCAAAGUUCUUCAAACCAACAAAGUUCUUCAGGCCAAGACGAAAAGGAGAGUACCGGGCAACAAAAUGAGAAAUCUUCUUCUGCCCAAGAGAACCAGAAAAACAAUCAAAAUGCUUCCCAAGAAAAUCAAAGCAAUUCCUCUUCUGGCCAAGCUAGUGAUAAAAAUGCAUCCUCAUCCAGCCAAGAAAACAAAAAUAAGUCUAAGUCUCAAAAUAACGAUGGUUCUAGCCAAGAUAAAGGCCAGAACACUUCUGCUUCCGAUCAACAAAAUCAAAAUAAUUCCAUUUCUACCUCCCAACAAGCUUCUUCCAGCCAACAAACUCAAAGUAGUGCUGCUGCUUCUGGCCAAGCUAACGGCCAAACAACUGUUUCUUCCAGCCAACAAACUCAGAGCCAAGGCUCCUCUGCUUCAAAUUCAAGUAUCAACUUCCAAGGACAGUUUGCAAAAGUUUAUGCUUUCGGAGACGCAUUUACCGAUACUGGAAAUGCUGCCACCAUGGAUGGAUUCAAAUCCUUUGUUGGUAAAAUGUUUGGCAAGUCAGAUGGCCAUAGAAUGAGCAAUGGUAAAUUGCUUAUCGAUUUCCUCUGCGACGAUCUUGGUUUGCCUUCAUUACAAGGAUAUAAGGAAAAAUCGGCUAACUUCGCUGGUGGCGCUAACUUUGCAAUAGCAGGAUCAACUUGUCUUUCAGCAGAUGCCUUUGCUACUAACAAAAUUACACAUUCUUUAAUGUUUAAAGCAAAACCUGAGAGCACCUUGACUGAAAUAGAUUGGUUCAACAAGUUUCUUCUAGGUGUGGAUUGUAAGGAUAAGGAUGAGGCACAAUGCAAAGCUCACUUAGCAAACUCCCUCUUCUGGGUUGGUGCUCUUGGCCUUAGUGAUUAUGCACGCAUAUUUGGAUCUUCUUUAUCUGCUAAAUCACUUACAGAAGCAUCUAUGGAUCAUGUUGGCAAAAUUCUCAAGGCAAUUCUGGAUAGAGGUGCAAAGUAUAUUGUGGUUCAAGGACUUCCACCAGCAGGUUGCUGCCCAUUACAAUUGCAACUGAACCCACCAAGGGAUCGCGACAAUAUGGGAUGUUCAUCAGGCAUGAACGCAUUGAUACAAGCUCAUAAUGAUUUCCUCCAGAAGAAGUUGGGAGAAAUUCGGUCACAGUACAAAGAUGCAGUGAUCAUAUAUGCAGAUACCUGGAAUGCAUACAAAACAAUAUUGGUUAACUAUAAGAAAUUCCAAUUUGAAGAGCCCUUCAAGGCAUGCUGUGGAGCUGGAGGAGGACUACUCAACUUCGACUUGCAUUCUCUUUGUGGAUCAACUGGCACCAGUGUCUGUAAGAAUCCACAAUCCUACAUCAGCUGGGAUGGGAUUCACUUCACUGAAGCUAUGCAUAAACAACUAGCUGAACUUUUCUUCAAGCAAGGCUUCUGCUCCCCAUCGUUUGACAGCUUGAUUGAAAUCAAGAGUAAGAGUAGUAAAGCUGCUUAGGCUACUGCUGUCCAUAAUUUGAUGAGUUGAUUAAAGCAGACAAAAAAAAAAAAAAAAUGUAAUGUACCUGUUGCUGUGGCAACAAGUGUACUAGUAUAGUAUUAAAUAAGACCCCAGUGGUUAAGAAUAUGAAUUUCCACUGUGAGGUUCCUCAUUUUUUUUCAUUUAAAAUUAGAGAAAAAAUAAUGGCAUGUACCUUUUAUUACUUUCAAUUGACAAAUGGAAGGUAAAUUGACCCUUCCUUUGAAUUCAGAAAUUUUUUUUUCUAAAUCCGCCUCUGAUGUAGUUAUUGUUUUUGGAAAACUAAAUGUAUUGUCCAUUAAGGCUUUAACGGCUAAAAAUAAAAAUUUCCAGUGUCUAAUUUGCUUUCAA
Hevea brasiliensis (rubber tree) is the source of this 2739-nucleotide messenger RNA. RefSeq lists its product as uncharacterized. The record is from RefSeq and is a predicted model, not a curated record. The transcript is spliced from 3 exons. Gene Ontology annotation, molecular function: hydrolase activity, acting on ester bonds. Bases 1 to 2367 code for a protein of 788 amino acids. NCBI's taxonomy places the organism in Eukaryota, Viridiplantae, Streptophyta, Magnoliopsida, Malpighiales, Euphorbiaceae.